Messenger RNA from Hippoglossus stenolepis (Pacific halibut), 1684 nucleotides. RefSeq names its product basement membrane-specific heparan sulfate proteoglycan core protein. Gene Ontology annotation, molecular function: cell adhesion molecule binding. The transcript is spliced from 8 exons. Bases 66 to 1208 code for a protein of 380 amino acids. The record is from RefSeq and is a predicted model, not a curated record. Gene Ontology annotation, cellular component: cell-cell junction. Gene Ontology annotation, biological process: cell-cell adhesion. NCBI's taxonomy places the organism in Eukaryota, Metazoa, Chordata, Actinopteri, Pleuronectiformes, Pleuronectidae.
GAGAGAGAGAGAGAGAGAGAGAGAGUUUAACUGUGGGGAGAAAGUGAGGUUGUUCUCUGUUCACCAUGGAUUUAUCACCUGGGGCUCUGAUCCUCUGCUCACUGUUAUGUUCAGUGGCUGGCCAGGCUCCUGUCGUCUCAGUGGAGCCCCAGGUUGCCACAGUGCGCCAGGGGGAGUCUGUCAGCUUCAGGUGCCAAGUGGGGAGCGGUGCACAGCCAGUCCAACUGGAGUGGAGGAGGCUCAAUAACCAAGCGUUACCAGACAAUGCUAAGGUUGGUCCUGAUUCCUCUGUGCUGACUGUUGCCAACUCCCGAGCUGCAAACCAGGGCCAGUACCGUUGUGUGGCGUCCAACUCCGCAGGCCGCGGCGUCGCCACAGUCGUGCUGAACGUCAAACACGCUCCUAAAGUGCGAUUGACACCCACUGGGCCCCUGCAUGUCAGGAUUGGUGACCCUGUGUCAAUUGGGUGUCGCGCCACAGGCAGGCCAGGCCCCAAGCUGAAGUGGAUACGCCAGGGCUCCACCCUGCAGCUGGUUACCGCGGAAUCAAAUAAUGUCAACACCAUACAGUGGGCUGCGGUGCGUCCAGAGGACUCAGGAGUUUAUAUUUGCCAGGCUGAGAACAAUGAAGGGGUGACAGAGGUCAAAGUUGAAGUCAUUGUUCAGGGGGGGCCGGGAGCACCAGUGGCCACAGUGAGCACUACAGAGAUGACGGUGGUGGAGGGACAUACAGUCACAAUGGAGUGUCAGGCCAGUGGUUCCCCUCCUCCUGUCAUCACCUGGUCCAAGCUCCGAGCUCCGUUGCCAUGGAAACACACAAUGGUUGGUGGUGUUUUGACGCUGACCAGUGUGGGGCGCCAAGACUCAGGACAAUACAUCUGCAACGCGACCAACAUGCAUGGCUACAGUGAGGCGUUCACGCAGAUGGAGGUGGACACUCCUCCGUAUGCCACCUCCCUGCCUGACCAGGUGCGACUCCAGCCGGGGGACUCCCUGCGCCUGCAGUGCCUCGCCCACGGCUCGCACCCCAUGCAGUUUGUGUGGAGCAGGGAGGGCCGGGCCAGCCUCCCCCCGGGAGCAGUGACCACAAAGGAUGGAAAUCUGCUGGUGGCCCACGUUAAACUGAGCGACGGCGGAACAUACAAAUGUGAGGCUACCAACCACAUCGGCUCCAGUGAGGCACUGGCCAAGGUCAUCGUAAAGGCUUAAUCCACUGUGGUCAAAUUGUCUGAUUGACAAAACCAUCAAUUCAUUGCAAUUUCUACAACCCUGGAUCCAUCACAUUGAAAAUGGUUUGAACACAGAAUUAUAUUUAUCGAUUCUCACACUUUGAUGAAUGAAGGUUGAAGACAGCAACAUGGUUUAGACGUUUGGUAUUAUUGUGCAUAUGAGUUAAUUUUAUACUUUUAUAAAAAAUGGAUGCUGUUGCUAUUGCUGCCUCUGUCACAUAUCAGAGAGCUUUUCUUUGGAAGCCUGUGUUGACGUCUGACAUGCUGCAGUGUCCGUGGGAGUGUUUCUGCUGGAAUGCCCCCCCGUCCUUCUCCCUUCAUGGCAUCUGCUGACUUUACGCUGUUUCACUGUUCAAAUUUGAAAGGAGGCCACAAGACAUACAAAAAUCUGAUAUAAUAAAAAGAAGUCUUUAUUGUGCCACUGAAUGCUAAAUCAAUAAAGUUGGAAAUAAUUUA